This is a messenger RNA of Nycticebus coucang (slow loris), 8213 nucleotides long. It is a transcript of the gene DLG2, whose product is annotated as discs large MAGUK scaffold protein 2. The record is from RefSeq and is a predicted model, not a curated record. Gene Ontology annotation, molecular function: kinase binding. Lineage: Eukaryota; Metazoa; Chordata; Mammalia; Primates; Lorisidae. Bases 600 to 3638 code for a protein of 1012 amino acids. Gene Ontology annotation, biological process: chemical synaptic transmission. Gene Ontology annotation, cellular component: neuron projection; postsynaptic density membrane; neuromuscular junction. The transcript has 28 exons.
GAGAGAUUGAAAGAAAGGGUGGAUGUGAAAGCCAAGCAGCUGCCACUGUCUCAUUUAGAAAAUUGCGGACCGUUUGCACAGCUUAUGCUUACAUGUCUAAUACUACUACAGCGUCUCUGAAAACACCUUUGGGGGAAGGUUUGGCUUCUCCUCUGGAACAGUCUCUGUGUUUUUCCUCGCCGGAUAGGGAGCUGCUUGAAUGCGAAGACAUGGCACGAUGUGAAUGACUCCAGUGUGAAGAAAUCUGCUUCGCCAACUCAUCCUGCAUCAAGUGCCCGUUGAGUCGCACUGUCACUUUAAUGUCUCCAUGCCAAGGGAUUGCUUUCCUUUUUUUCAAUCCUCUCGAUUAAUACAUGGGAGGAUCAGAAUAAGAGGGGCAUUAAGGAUCAAGCCUGGGGGGCUUGGAGAGCACAGAAGAAAAAAAUGGAAGUGACAGCAAGCUGGCUCCUGUCGUGCUAAGGGGAAGACUCAGCCUGGAUUUCAAAACUGAACAGUGAAGUGGUUUGCAACAGAUACCUGGGUUUUGGCCUCAAUCCAGCUGGAUAAAGGUGAGACCUGAAAAGAGAUCUUGAAUCCUGUAGCAGUGGAAAGACCCAAGCAUGCCAGUCAAGAAGAAAGAUACUGACCGAGCUUUACUAUUACUGGAAGAAUACUGCAAAAAACUGAGGAAACCAGAGGAGCAGCCAUUGAAAAAUGCUGUUAAAAAGGUGAUGGGUAUCUUUAAGAGCAGCUUAUUUCAAGCUUUGCUAGAUAUUCAAGAGUUUUAUGAGAUGACAUUGCUUAAUUCUCAAAAAAGUUGUGAGCAGAAGAUAGAAGAAGCCAAUCGAGUUGCACAGAAAUGGGAAAAGACAUCUCUUCUUGCUACAGGUCAUGACUGUCUUCAAAAAUCUGCAGAGCUUACAGGUUGCAGUAGACCAAAGGAAAAUGUUUCAUGUAUUGAGCAAAAUAAAGAAAAUCAGCGUUUUGAAAAUGAAACUGAUGAAAAGACAAGUCAAAAUCAAGGCAAAUGCCCAGCCCAGAAUUGUUCAGUGGAAGCCCCUGCUUGGAUGCCUGUCCACCACUGUACUAAGUAUCGAUAUCAAGAUGAGGACGCUCCACAUGAUCAUUCCUUACCUCGACUAACCCAUGAAGUAAGAGGCCCAGAACUUGUGCAUGUUUCAGAAAAGAACCUGUCUCAAAUAGAAAAUGUCCACGGAUACGUCCUACAGUCUCACAUUUCUCCUCUGAAGGCCAGUCCUGCUCCUAUCAUUGUCAACACAGAUACUUUGGACACAAUUCCUUAUGUCAAUGGGACAGAAAUUGAAUAUGAAUUUGAAGAAAUUACACUGGAGAGAGGGAAUUCUGGCCUGGGGUUCAGUAUUGCUGGAGGGACAGAUAAUCCCCACAUUGGAGAUGACCCUGGCAUAUUUAUUACGAAGAUUAUUCCAGGAGGUGCUGCAGCAGAGGAUGGCAGACUCAGGGUCAAUGAUUGUAUCUUACGGGUGAAUGAGGUCGAUGUGUCAGAAGUUUCCCACAGUAAAGCUGUGGAAGCCCUCAAAGAAGCGGGGUCUAUUGUUCGGCUGUAUGUGCGCAGAAGACGACCGAUUUUGGAGACUGUUGUGGAAAUCAAACUGUUCAAAGGCCCUAAAGGUUUAGGCUUCAGUAUUGCAGGAGGUGUGGGAAACCAACACAUUCCUGGAGACAACAGCAUUUAUGUAACUAAAAUCAUAGAUGGAGGAGCUGCACAAAAGGAUGGAAGAUUGCAAGUAGGAGACAGACUACUAAUGGUAAAUAACUACAGUUUAGAGGAAGUAACUCAUGAAGAGGCAGUAGCAAUAUUGAAGAACACAUCAGAUGUAGUUUAUCUAAAAGUUGGCAAACCCACCACCAUUUAUAUGACUGAUCCUUAUGGUCCACCGGAUAUUACUCAUUCUUAUUCUCCACCAAUGGAAAACCAUCUACUUUCUGGCAACAAUGGCACUUUAGAAUACAAAACCUCCCUGCCACCCAUCUCUCCAGGAAGGUAUUCACCAAUUCCAAAGCACAUGCUUGUUGAUGACGACUAUACAAGGCCUCCGGAACCUGUUUACAGCACUGUGAACAAACUGUGUGAUAAGCCUGCUUCUCCCAGGCACUAUUCCCCUGUUGAGUGUGACAAAAGCUUCCUCCUCUCAUCUCCCUACCCCCACUACCACCUAGGCCUGCUCCCUGACUCUGAGAUGACCAGUCAUUCUCAACAUAGCACGGCAACCCGUCAGCCUUCAGUGACUCUCCAACGGGCCAUCUCCCUGGAAGGGGAGCCCCGCAAGGUGGUCCUGCACAAAGGCUCCACUGGCCUGGGCUUCAACAUUGUGGGCGGGGAAGAUGGAGAAGGCAUUUUUGUAUCCUUCAUUCUGGCCGGUGGACCAGCAGACCUGAGUGGGGAGCUCCAGAGAGGAGACCAGAUCCUAUCGGUGAAUGGCAUUGACCUCCGUGGAGCAUCCCAUGAACAGGCAGCUGCUGCACUAAAGGGGGCUGGACAGACGGUGACAAUUAUAGCACAAUAUCAACCUGAAGAUUACGCUCGAUUUGAGGCCAAAAUCCAUGACCUACGAGAGCAGAUGAUGAACCACAGCAUGAGCUCCGGGUCUGGGUCCCUACGAACCAAUCAGAAACGCUCCCUCUAUGUCAGAGCCAUGUUUGACUAUGACAAGAACAAGGACAGUGGGCUGCCAAGUCAAGGACUUAGUUUUAAAUAUGGAGAUAUUCUUCAUGUCAUCAACGCCUCUGAUGAUGAGUGGUGGCAAGCCAGGAGAGUCACGUUGGAGGGGGACAGUGAGGAGAUGGGGGUCAUCCCCAGCAAGCGAAGGGUGGAAAGAAAGGAACGUGCCCGAUUGAAGACAGUGAAGUUUAAUGCCAAACCUGGAGUGAUUGAUUCAAAAGGGUCAUUCAAUGACAAGCGUAAAAAGAGCUUCAUCUUUUCACGAAAAUUCCCAUUCUACAAGAACAAGGAGCAGAGUGAGCAGGAAACCAGUGAUCCAGAACGAGGGCAAGAAGACCUCAUUCUUUCCUAUGAGCCUGUCACAAGGCAGGAAAUAACCUAUACCCGACCAGUGAUUAUCCUGGGCCCCAUGAAAGAUCGGAUCAAUGAUGACUUGAUAUCUGAAUUCCCUGAUAAAUUUGGCUCCUGUGUGCCUCAUACUACAAGGCCUAAGCGUGACUAUGAGGUGGAUGGCAGAGAUUAUCACUUUGUCAUUUCCAGAGAACAAAUGGAGAAAGAUAUCCAAGAGCACAAAUUUAUAGAAGCCGGCCAGUACAAUGACAACUUAUACGGGACCAGUGUGCAGUCUGUGAGAUUUGUAGCAGAAAGAGGCAAACACUGUAUACUUGACGUAUCAGGAAAUGCUAUCAAGCGGUUACAAGUUGCCCAGCUCUAUCCCAUUGCCAUCUUCAUUAAGCCCAAGUCUCUGGAACCUCUGAUGGAAAUGAAUAAGCGUCUAACAGAAGAACAAGCCAAGAAAACCUAUGAUCGGGCAAUUAAGCUAGAACAAGAAUUUGGAGAAUAUUUUACAGCUAUUGUCCAAGGAGACACCUUAGAAGAUAUAUAUAACCAGUGCAAGAUUGUUAUUGAAGAGCAGUCUGGGCCUUUCAUCUGGAUUCCAUCUAAGGAAAAGUUAUAAAUUAGCUACUAUGCCUCUGACAACGACAGAAGAGCAUUUAGAAGAACAAAAUAUAUAUAAUAUACUACUUGGAGGCUUUUAUGUUUUUGUUGCAUUUAUGUUUUUGCAGUCAAUGUGAAUUCUUAUGAAUGUACAACACAAACUGUAUGAAGCCAUGAAGGAAACGGAGGGGCCAAAGGGUGGGACAGAAGAGACAUUGCAGUAUGCAGGAAGGCUUUGGUUGGCUCAAAGUGCCAGGUGUAGGGAUGAACCUCUGAUGGGCUUUUUCCCAAGAGAUGGGAGCCUCCUCACCCCAGCAGAUGUCCAGAGCUGAUUUAGCUGCUGAGCUCUCUGUGUUUUUUGCUUUAAAGAAAAUUUGCCAGCACUCGAACCUCACCAACCUUCCCAUUACCCACAUCUGUAAUUGAUACACUUCGAAUUUUAUAACUAUGCACAUCCUUUGAUUUCUUAACAAGGCAAAUGAAAGAAGGAAAAAGAAAGGAAUCCCUUUGAAGAUGGCAUACUAUCAGGGAAGGAUAAGUGUGUAGUUUUUGACUGGCAUCUGCAAAGACAAGCAUUUGAUAAAAUUCACAAGUGUAUGGAGGACUAACCUUAUGAGAGGAGGGGAUUCCACCUGGGAUUAGCCUUUAUAAUCGUUGAUUGUAUAUUUUGCCAUUUAUAAACUGAAAGAAGGCACUAAAGAUGAGAAUAAUUUAUACAAUAAAAAUAUAUUAAAUGUAUAGAAAUGAAUUUCUAUAGGUUAAAAAAGUUUUGUGAACUAUUUUGUAAAGACUAAUUGAAAGACUAAAUGUAUGCACUAUCAGCAGAUGAUCAAAUUCAAGAACUGAAAGUUGCACUCUCCCUUUUGUUGCCAAUGAUCCACUAAGAGCAUCUGAGUUCCUUUCAAGUCUGACAAAGACUUUUUCCUCACUUACCUCCCAUGACCUCCCUUCCCCAUUAGCAAUACACUGUCGUGGAGCACAUCCCAUAAUGAGUUGCCCUCCUGGACUUUUUGGAAGAUAUUUGAUUAAAGACAUUGAUUUUAAGCUGAUGACUUUUCAGAGAAAUACUCAUGCAAAUGUCCUAAAAACAAGUUUUUGCUUUACUCUAGUUAAAUAAUCUGGGCCUGCCAUGCAAAUAGUUGAAUAACAUGGAUCCUAGUUACCUUAUAUACGAUUCUUAAGGACCAUGCAGUAUUUUGGCCAACCAUGAGUAAUUAGGAUUAUAAUUUUUUUACUUUACAGAGUAAGAGUUUUUUUAACAGCCAGGGCCAUACUAGAGCUAUGGGACAAUCUAUCCCAAGAUGCACUAUUUCUUUGAGGAAAAAGAGAAAAGAAGUAUCUGAUUGGGUGUGAGGGGUGCAGAAUUUUUGCUUCUGUCUACAGGGCAGAGAGAUAGAACCACAAGGGAAGACAAUGACUUUGAGCUCAACCAAUUGAACUGCCUUUUGGGGGCUGCACCUGAACCAAGUGUUUUUUUAAUAAUUGUAAUAAUGAUGAUUAAAAAAAAAAAAAAAAAAAGAAACCUCCCAAAGCCUAUAAACUGAAACAGAAGUUAGUUUCCCACUUUAGAGCUGAUGGCAACAUCAGCAUCACUUUUGCCCAAGGUGUUUCAAGAGAGACUUUUCAGUGAUCUCUAUAACCACUCAACUCUGGGUUCUGUGCAUGCCCAGACUAAAGCCCCAUCGCCUUAUUUCUGGGGUACAUCCAGACCUGGCAGGGAUUCUGCCACACUGUGCAGCAAACCAGCAUGUAGGCUGGGGUGGGAGAGCAAGAGAUAGAGCCAUCAGAGUGGUGGGGCUUCUUCACAAUAAGAACAUCCAGAGCUCAGAAUGAGUCUCUUUCCAAAAGCAAGCGUUGCUCAUCUUACACUAGUUACCAUUGUCUGCCUGGCUGCAGUCACCAAAGCAAAUACAAAAAUGCAAAAUUAUGCAUCUUCCUAUAGUCUUGAGGCUGCCUUUGCCAGUGGAAGGGCUACCAAUGCAUUUCCCUCUGAUGAAAGUUAAUUUUCAGAGACUACCUAACACUCUAACUCAAAAUGUUAAAGAUGUGUUCAUGUCUGCAAUUUGCCAGUUUGGGGUCAAGGCCUACCUUCAUCAAUAUUGCUCCCAGAAGUUUUUUGCCACCAGAAUGCCAUUCCUGAUCCCAGCUCUAUUUUUAGGCCACCAUGAUAACUUCUUUGGUUUCUCAAGUGAGCAUGCAACCAUUUAUUUAAAGGACUGUCAUUAAUGAGUAGAUGUUUUCGCGUGUUGUGUGAUGUGCUUUCCAUUUACUAGUGUUGCUGUGGCUGAGUACAAUCAACUUGAUCCAACAACCCUUGGUUUUGUAGUAAUAUAAUUAUUUAUUUUCCUAGUGUAGAUGCUUCCAGAUUAGAAUCAGCAUUUGCACUGAUUUUUUAUGUAGAUUUAUAUAAAUAUAUAUACAUAUAUAUUUGCUUGAAGAAUCACCAAGCAAAUUGGUGAGAAGGUCUUUUCCUAUAGAAUUUCCACCUCCAUCUGUUGUGUUGUCUUGUGCUUCCCAAUGUUGAGGUCUCUAAGGCUCCAGUGAACUCAUGUAUUUUGCAGCAGGUCUGAUGACUUGUAUGGAAAUGGCAUGAAAGUUACCCAGAUUACAUCUGGUGCAAGUGCACUCGGAGCCUGGGACCAGACUGGUGCUAACACUGCAAACUUUGUCCAGAGCUCUCUCCAAUCUGAAGGCUUGUUGGGGGCGCAAUGUCACCUUCACACACUGAGCCCUUUCUGGAAAGUGCCAGAUCGUGUCACUGGUGCUAUUUUUCAUGCUCUGGUACAAUGUGUAGCACCACGGGGGUCUCAGCUUUACCAAAAUCCAAAAUGCUAUUCGUCAGAAAUUGCAGGGGCGUUCUGUUUUUGCUCUCCUCCCAUAGGAUGCGUUGGCCAUUUAUUUGCAGGCCUUUUCUCCCAGCCCCAAAUCCUUGGGUUGGCUGUCUGCUUAGUGAGCCCAUCUAACCGGGAGCCCCACACAGGGCCUCUGUGAACUGUCUCUUCCGCCUGCCCUUCAGGACGCCGAGCCUGGAAGCAACUCCACACUCUGGCUCGUGACUCUUCCUUCCUCAUUCUUUGCCUCUGCUCUCCUCCUCUUUCUAUUUCAAUCUCAUUCCUUCUCUCUUUUUUGUCCCUUUCCUCUUUUCCCUUCCUUACCACCACCUCUGUUGACUUUCUAUGUUCUUUCUCUGUCCAUCCUUCAAUCCUUCCUUCAGUCUCAUUCUCUUUUCCUUCUUACUCCCUUUUCCCUUCUUUUCCCAUCCUUUCUUUUCUGCUCACGUCUCUAUCAUCUCCGGCCCCACACCCCAUUCCUUGAUUUUUCUGUCCUAUAAAGGGCUCGUGGCUGGUUCAGACAGCAAGUCCUCACGCUGGACUAACGACACAAGUUCUUUGGGUGGCCGUUUCACCCAUUCAGCCCAGAGAGCCAAGCUAAGUGUGAGGUCCUGGCCUAGAGCCAGCUCCAGUGUGCUCCUGGAGCCAGCCUGCACCGCUGCCCUGGCAGCGACGAUGCAUGUGCUGUGGGCCCUAGCAGCGCCUGGGUGCCUCUGCCCAAACGCUGCUCCUAAGUGCACCCACUCCCAACACUUUCCCAUGGCUCUGAGGACACUUCAAUAAAGGCAGACUCUGGCCCCAACAAUUACUCUGACAGCAAACCUCUUCCUUCUCAUUGAAGCCAUGCCAUCGCCUUGGUUUGGAGAGAGACAUUUUCCCCCCAUUCAUAAGGUUUCUUUUUCCCAUUUUCAUGUGAAGCCCCCUCUGCUUUUCAAGCUGGUGAUUGCUCUGGUGAGAAUGAAUGGACUUGCUGGUGAAAUGACAUCUCUUCUUUCCUGUCUUGGUCCUGCCUAAAUUCUUAACAAAAUAUUUAAGCCAAGGACUCAGGCUAGCUCCUAAGUUAAUCAUAUUAAUUGGUCACCACCAUGGGGUGGAAAAAAGGAUCAAUUCCCUUAAAGCAUGUGGAAUACCUCUUGUGACAAAUGAUUUGCCAGGGGACUCCCUACAGAAUUCUGUGGCUAUAUAUUUUACUUAUGUGUAUAUAUGAUGUCUAUGGUAUGCAUAUCAUAUAUACACAUAUGCCAUUAGGUAUGAAUUAAUGUGGUUGGAAACCCACACACACUCUCCAGUCUGUAAAUAUCCUUCCUCACUUAAAGCUGUGCUUCAGAAAUCAUUUCUUGUACAGCUGUGCAGUUUCUUGUAGCAGCUAAGGACAAAGCUAAGACAGGCGGACAAUUUAGACAAAGGUCAUCUAAAAGACUUAGUGUCUUCCUAGCAACUCAUAAGGACAGACAACCAGGUGGCAAGGUUGACCCCAAUGGGAUGGCAAGCUUUUCUUCUCUCCUUUUUGAUUUGUGUUUCCUAAGUAUGUCUUAACUUCUGAGUGCACCAGGCUGUACAAUUCUUUCAAUAUGACGAUUUUGUGUUUCUCUGACAGGAUGUUUCUCCAUUGAGCUGUAGUGCAGGAUGGGAAGGAGUGGGGGAAUACUCUUUGCCUGGAGUUUACAGAGACACUGCACAGCUUACACUCCUGUUAAGUGUAAAUAUUCAACGAUUCCAUUCCAUUUGUGUAAAAAAUAAAGCACACACGAUUAUAAAAUCAA